Molecule: messenger RNA, 2163 nt
Organism: Drosophila virilis
Lineage: Eukaryota; Metazoa; Arthropoda; Insecta; Diptera; Drosophilidae
Cellular component (GO): membrane
Source: RefSeq, a predicted model, not a curated record
UCCCAAAUGGGGAAUUAAAAUUCCAAUACGAGCAAUGCAUCGUGCCGUUGUGGUAUUGAGCUCCUCGCGUUCACUCCUUGCCAGGCUGGUGACGGAGCGUUUGGAGGUGCAAGGAGACGAGUUGCGAGAAACUUAUAUAUUGCAGACCAACUGUGAGCCGGUCAACGAUAUGAUCACCACAUUAUCACCAUCCUCUCUUUCUUUCCGUAUGCACGGCAGGCCAAGCAAAAGUCCUGGCUGCAGCCCAUCAUGGCCAAGCUGAAUCUUGUGCUCAGCAUGUAUCUGCGCUAGGUGCAGCUGCAGGGCUUCAUUGAUAGACCCUGCGAUAAUUUAAAGUCCCAGGUGGCCAUGUGGCCGUGUAUCCAGCGAAAACUGCCCAACUAGCGGGCGGCAGUCAUUGUGGCUCCCGACAGCAGCCAGCUGGGCAUAGAGCUGGGCAUGCUGCACACGCAGCCAUAUUAAUUUACAAAGGCGAAAGACAUAUCUGUGUAUAUAUUGUUAUGUGCGCGACAAGGUGGCCCUGGUCAUGGUAGAUAUGACCGACACUAGCAACACCCUGUGUAUGGCCAAGAUCUAGGCUAUCUAUGAACAACGGCAACAAAAUUCGCUUACUCGACGUAACCAAGGCAUUUGCCAAGCAUAUAAUGUGCUUGCACGAGCAGAGAAACUAUCAGCAAAUGGCCAGGAUGACCUCGGAGCUCAAUUAUCUCAAUGAACGAAGAGAGCUCGGAUCUGGAGCAAUACAUAACCAUAACCACAUCUAAUUUGGACUAAUUUUCAUCGAAAUUCAGGGCACCACUUAUGAUGAUAUGAUGACAUAAGCAAAGAUGGCUACUUGCUCAAGUUAAACCGCGUCAGUGUUGGAAAGAGCUAACUGAAAGUCCCAAAAAGGGAGGCAUGAGUAGAAAAGGAAGAAAGCCAAAAUGAACAGAGAAGCUGGAGAUAGUCAACAAAAUACAUAAUUAUUAGGAGAUGCUGUUUUGGAACUUGGAGGGGACAUCUCCUGCCUGUUACAUACCCCUGCACAAAUGCAGUAGAGCCAUGCUUAAGCAUUUUUAAAUGGCUGAUUAAAGAAAUCAGUGUAAGAAUUGCCAAUACCAAUUCGUUUGUGUUUGCAGCUCUGGUCAACAUAGCAUUGUAAGUAUUGUAAAGGUAGAACAAAUUAGUCAGUGUUCAGUCGAAAUUUUUCUAAAAAAUUGAAUUGAAAACGACUUGCAACUGAUUAAAAACGGAAGAAAACAAGUUGCUAUCCUUCUGAAAAGUAUUCCAAAAUGGUGACAAGAAAGUUUAUAGCAUUGACUGGAAACGUAGCUCUGCGUGGAAAGAAAAAAUUCCAAAAAUGUAUACCGGAGAUGAUGCCGAUCUUCAUAAUCUUUAGUUAUCUAGAGGGUGCGCUUCAGUCAACGUUUCGACUGCGCAUAGAAGCUACCGCAAUUGCCAUUAUAAUCGACAGCUCGGUAUUGGUGGGCGGCAUUUAUGUUGUGUUCGAUAUUCUUGUAAUUUUAACGGCCGCCGGACUGAUUGCGUGCCACAAGAGCGAAACUGUGGCCAUAUCCUUGUUGCUGCUGCACCACACGCUGCAUUGUUUCUUUUUUACCAUGUGGAGCCUGAAUCAGGCCCUGCACGAUUUCGUGGACGUGGGCACUUUGCUGCUGCUGCUGGCGCUGCGUGAGCGGGAGCGUGCCACGUUCGAGGAGGCCCUGAGGAAACAGCGUACCGUGCAACGCCUGCUGCUGGUGGCACGCGUCUGCAUGUGCGGCAUCUAUGUGCUGUGGUGCCGCGAAACUGAGAAUGUAAUCAAUGAUCGUUUUGCCAUGGUCUGCGGCAUCUGUGUGCUGCUUGGCUUCUACUGCCAGCUGGCGGCCAGCCUGACGGUCCUGACUCUUAUUUGGCACGAUUGUUGCAUGGUGAACUGGUCCUUCAUGCUCGGUUGGGAUGAUCUGACAAUUAGUGUGUCCAUCAUCAGUUCACUGAUUUUAAAAGUGGCCGGAUAUUUGCUAAUGGCGCGUCUCGGCGCCGGAAAGUGGUCCCUAGACGCUCGCCUCUAGCUGCCAGUGCAGCAGCACUCCAUCAAAGACCAAAGAGCUCGGACACGUGCUUCAAUUUCUCAACUGAAGUUGAAUUAAUAAAAACUCCUCAAGCAUUACGAGCCAAAGUCGACCA